Molecule: messenger RNA, 1275 nt
Organism: Trichoplusia ni (cabbage looper)
Lineage: Eukaryota; Metazoa; Arthropoda; Insecta; Lepidoptera; Noctuidae
Exons: 3
Coding region: 1-1275 (424 amino acids)
Source: RefSeq, a predicted model, not a curated record
AUGACAGAAGUGUCUUCUCCUGAAUCUGUGGAGGCCAUAGAGCCCUAUCAAACAACAGCUGUUAUACAUACUCGAGAUGCUGGAGGAACUCAACAGGGAUCCGUGGGGGCGCCCAUACAUCGCGGCGCGGAACAAGCUCCGCGCCAACGGGCCCCCGAUCACGGAGACCAUGGAGCCCCAGCUGUGCUCCACGCCGUAGUCUCGUCCCUUUUCCCGGAACGGACAAAUAUAGUGCCUCCAGUGGUGGUCGCGCCUCAGGCGCCGGAGCCACUGGAGGCCAUCACGGAGGGAGAAAUGGAGGCGUCCAUCGCCUGCCUUCGCCCAAAGAAGACCGCCCCAGGCCCCGACGGAGUGCCGGCGCGCGCACUUACGCUGGCACUGGGGCCUCUUGAAAGUCGAUUCCGGGGACUGCUCAACUCCUGUUUGGAGGAGGGCAGAUUCCCGGAUACAUGGAAGACGGGGCGGCUCGUCCUUCUUCGAAAGGAGGGACGACCGGCAGACUCGCCGUCCGGCUACAGGCCGGUUGUCCUGCUGGACGAGGCGGGCAAGCUCUUUGAGCGCAUCAUCGCCGCCCGCAUCGUCCGGCAUCUAGAAAGGACUGGUCCGAGUCUGUCGGACUGCCAAUACGGCUUUAGGGCGAGGCGGUCCACGGUGGACGCCAUCAAAGUCGUCCAGGAGUUCGCCGCGGAUGCGGUGGCACGGGGGGGCGUGGCGGUGGCAGUCUCAUUAGACAUCGCCAACGCCUUCAAUUCGCUGCCGCAUCAGUGCAUAGAGACGGCGCUCCGAUACCACGGGGGUGGCAGUGUGAAACUAGAAACCGCCGCCGAAAAAUCUACUGUGUCAUCAAAAAAGGCGUCGGUACCUUCAACAACGAAGUCUUUUGAGGUUCGCAAGAAACAGCUGGAAUUGGAAGCAGCAGAAGCUAUUGCGAACAUACAGAAAGACAUUAUUCAAAAGAAACUGGCAGCCGAUCUCGCCGCAUUAGAGGAAGAAUGUUCGCAAAAAUCUCGUGCAAGCUGUACCGAUUCCGCAGUGAGUGCGUCACAAAAGGUGGAACAGUGGCUGGAACACAGCCAGCAUGACCGUUUACGUGCUAGGGCAUCAUCACCAUGUCCGCAAAAUACGGAAAAAGUACGUUUCGACAACGUAAUUCUACCCUCAGUUAUGGUCGAUAAAUCGCCGCCUACAGAUAUUCAGCAGUUGGCACAGGCGAUAAAGGAUAUUGCUGUGGCUUCAUCUUCGUCAACAAACAACGCACAGAUGUUGUUAGUAUAA